Molecule: messenger RNA, 374 nt
Organism: Grammomys surdaster
Lineage: Eukaryota; Metazoa; Chordata; Mammalia; Rodentia; Muridae
Gene: Pkia
Product: cAMP-dependent protein kinase inhibitor alpha
Exons: 2
Coding region: 1-231 (76 amino acids)
Biological process (GO): negative regulation of cAMP-dependent protein kinase activity
Cellular component (GO): cytoplasm; nucleus
Molecular function (GO): cAMP-dependent protein kinase inhibitor activity
Source: RefSeq, a predicted model, not a curated record
AUGACUGAUGUGGAAACUACAUAUGCAGAUUUUAUUGCUUCAGGAAGAACAGGUAGAAGAAAUGCAAUACAUGAUAUCCUGGUUUCUUCUGCAAGUGGCAACAGCAAUGAAUUAGCCUUGAAACUAGCAGGUCUUGAUAUCAACAAGACAGAAGGUGAAGAUGAUGGACAGAGAAGCUCCAAAGAACAAAGUGGGGAAGCCCAAGGAGAAGCAGCCAAGUCAGAAAGCUAACACUCCAUUCUGACGGUCAUCAAUACCUGACAAUGUGGCACAUCUCCUGGCAUUGCUCAGAUGUAUUUGCAGCCAUGGGUGAAACAGAGGGGAAGAAAAUGGCUGCACUGCACAGCAAGAUGCUGUUGGUUGCCAUAUCACAA